AUGGGGGGUAGAGGGGGCUUAACCGCGGAACGAAGCAGGCGCCAUUUUCCGCAGCUCCGACGGCGCUCUGCACAAUCCGCCGAAAAUCACAAUAUAUCCAGCCCAUCCAACCAAACCAACAUAAGCAUCCACACACAGACGUCCACCGGU
This is a messenger RNA of Pelobates cultripes (western spadefoot toad), 150 nucleotides long. The record is from the annotation of a GenBank genome assembly. Lineage: Eukaryota; Metazoa; Chordata; Amphibia; Anura; Pelobatidae.